AUGGCGGCCUUGAACUUUGCAUUGCAUUAUGCGGAAUCGUUGGAGAUCUUAACGGAAAGUGUGUCAAAUAUAAUGACAAGUGGAGAGUUGACCAUUCCACUCAUUGACAUUUACUUCAACCGCCAGGACUGGUUUGACAUCGUAGAAGAAAUGCGCCAUUGUGCGACUCCGUAUGAAAAACAUAACCUUACCUACGUGUUCGAUAAAUACUUCUAUCGCAGUUUUUUGUUCAUAAAAUUUUAUUACAUUUUAAUUACAAUAACCGCUAUAGCGUAUAUGGUGUCACCAUUCAUCAUGCCUGAUCCUAGGAAAUUCGGUUUACCUAUGGCAGGAGUGAUACCGUAUUUUGACAAAGACUCCAGUCUUUUCUACGUGGUACAUUCAGUUUAUCAAGACUUCGUUUUAUUUUUUUGCAUAAGUCCAGCGUUCACGCAACUAGCUGUUAACUUCAUCGGAAUUAUGGUUGCAUGUUGUCAGACAGAGGCGAUAAAAUUGAUGCUCGUAAAGUUCAACGUCUUGAUAAACGAUCCAACGACAUCGGAGGAAAUUCUAACGGAAGAGUUGAACGAAAUUAUCCGACUACAUUCGAUAGUUAAAGAUUAUUUGUCCAAAUUUCAAGACAAGUUCGGCUAUUUGGCCCUUUUCGUGUUCAUCACCGUAGCUAUAACUGUUGGCAUGUGCUUGAAUGUUGUUGCCAACAAUUUGAUAUCGUCCACUACAUUUUUGAUGUUGAGUGUUGCAUUAACUAGUUUCCUGUAUUGCUCCAUCGGAACUUAUCUACUUGUGGUCAAUGAUGGCCUGGUCAAUGCGAUCUACGAUAUCGAUUGGUACAUGCUGUCAAUUCCAAAUCAAAAGAAAAUUUUGUUCUUUCUGGCCAAUGCACAACCGGAUCCGAGCUUGCACGCAUAUUUCUUCACUUUGGAUUUAACUACUUUUGUUAGCAUAAUGAAGGCAUCAUUUUCAUAUUAUUCCCUACUGAAUCAGUAA
Uranotaenia lowii is the source of this 987-nucleotide messenger RNA. Its product is annotated as odorant receptor 22c-like. Gene Ontology annotation, biological process: detection of chemical stimulus involved in sensory perception of smell; sensory perception of smell. Gene Ontology annotation, molecular function: odorant binding; olfactory receptor activity. The record is from RefSeq and is a predicted model, not a curated record. Gene Ontology annotation, cellular component: plasma membrane. The transcript has 2 exons. Bases 1 to 987 code for a protein of 328 amino acids. Lineage: Eukaryota; Metazoa; Arthropoda; Insecta; Diptera; Culicidae.